AUGGAGAUGGCCACCAACAACCAGAACAAACGCAAACGAGGCGCGGCGACUCAUGUGAAGAUCGCCGAGAAGGCGCCGACUCGAACCAACCCGACUCGAACCAACCCGACUCGGACUGCGACCACCAAGACUCUCAUCGCCCCGCCCGACCUCAGCUCAGAAGAUGAGUCUCAACCAAAGAGACCCAAGAACUCCAAGAAGCCACGAAAGAAUCGCGCCAACCCAUCCACCAAACACUUCCGCUUCCUCGAACUCCCCGGCGAACUGAGGACCAACAUCUACGACCUCGUCCUCGCCGACAGCUCCGUCACGCUCCGCAGAAGCGCGCGACGUCGCAAGAAGCCCACCAAGCGCAACGACGAGGACUCGCCGAACUGGCAGGACAAUAUCGUCGUCGCAUCACCACUUACCCAGGUCAACAAGCAAAUCUGCGCUGAGUUCUUCCAUGCCGCUGCUAUUUCCGCGGAUAUCAGGACUACAGUUGUCGACUUCGAGUUUGGGCACAUCAUCACGUUCCUCAAUCGCCUGACUGAGGGUCUGCUCGAUAAGAUGAAAGCCGGCGAGGAAGACAAGGCACCUAAGCGCAACUUCACCAUCACGCUCCAGCAUCUCGACAAGCACGUCGAAGACGACAAAACCCUCCGGCGCUGGCUCAACCGCAUGGAAGUGCCAGAGAAGAAGGGAACCAACAUCGACUUCCGCUAUAUCUGCUCACCGCUUCCAGUCCGGGAUCUCUCAUGGCAGAUUCCGUCACACCUCGUGGCUCUGUUCGGUGGAGCCCUUUCCAUACCCAGCCCGACACUUCCACGACGCAUCAUCGAUGGGGCGCCAACGUAUUCCGAGGGAGGUAGAGGUGCAGAAGAGCGGGCGAAAAUCGUGGGGGCGGCGGACCUGGCGCAAGGAUGGAAGUGA
Messenger RNA from Fulvia fulva, 912 nucleotides. RefSeq lists its product as uncharacterized. The record is from RefSeq and is a predicted model, not a curated record. Bases 1 to 912 code for a protein of 303 amino acids. The transcript has a single exon. Lineage: Eukaryota; Fungi; Ascomycota; Dothideomycetes; Mycosphaerellales; Mycosphaerellaceae.